Molecule: messenger RNA, 3642 nt
Organism: Pipra filicauda (Wire-tailed manakin)
Lineage: Eukaryota; Metazoa; Chordata; Aves; Passeriformes; Pipridae
Gene: REL
Product: REL proto-oncogene, NF-kB subunit
Exons: 10
Coding region: 56-1762 (568 amino acids)
Biological process (GO): cellular response to stress; regulation of transcription by RNA polymerase II; canonical NF-kappaB signal transduction
Cellular component (GO): cytoplasm
Molecular function (GO): DNA-binding transcription factor activity, RNA polymerase II-specific; RNA polymerase II cis-regulatory region sequence-specific DNA binding
Source: RefSeq, a predicted model, not a curated record
UGCGGGCCCGGGCGGGAGCCCCGCGGCGCAGAGGCCCGAGCGCGGAGCUGUCACCAUGGCCGGUGGCCCUGAGCCCUACAUUGAAAUAUUUGAGCAACCCAGGCAAAGGGGAAUGCGCUUCAGGUACAAGUGUGAGGGAAGAUCUGCAGGCAGCAUUCCAGGAGAACACAGUACUGAAAACAAUAAGACAUUCCCUUCCAUCCAGAUUCUGAACUAUUUCGGCAAAGUCAAAAUAAGAACCACAUUGGUGACAAAGAAUGAGCCCUACAAGCCACACCCUCAUGAUCUGGUUGGCAAAGACUGCAGAGAUGGCUACUACGAAGCCGAGUUCGGGCCAGAGCGGCGAGUCCUGUCUUUUCAGAACUUGGGCAUUCAGUGUGUGAAGAAGAAAGACCUGAAGGAAUCGAUUUCUUUACGAAUCUCCAAGAAAAUUAACCCUUUCAAUGUGCCUGAGGAGCAGCUGCACAACAUCGACGAGUACGAUCUCAACGUCGUCCGCCUCUGCUUCCAAGCCUUCCUCCCGGACGAGCACGGCAACUACACCAUAGCCCUUCCUCCUUUGAUCUCCAACCCCAUCUAUGACAAUAGAGCUCCCAACACCGCAGAGCUGAGAAUUUGCCGCGUGAACAAGAACUGUGGGAGCGUAAAGGGAGGAGACGAAAUAUUUCUGCUGUGUGACAAAGUUCAGAAAGAUGAUAUAGAGGUCAGAUUUGUCCUGGACAACUGGGAGGCCAAGGGUUCCUUCUCCCAGGCCGACGUUCACCGCCAGGUCGCGAUCGUGUUCCGGACGCCCCCGUUCCUCAAGGACAUCACCGAGCCCGUCACGGUGAAGAUGCAGCUCCGCAGACCUUCCGACCAGGAAGUCAGUGAGCCUAUGGAUUUCAGAUACCUACCAGAUGAGAAGGAUCCAUAUGGCAACAAGGCAAAAAGGCAAAGAUCAACGUUGGCUUUGCAAAAGCUCAUGCAGGACUGUGGAUCAAACACAACAGAGAGGCCCAAAGUAACUCCGUUCCCCGUUGUCACUCCUGAAGGGAAGAUGAUUAAAAAAGAACCAAACCUGUUUUCAUCCUCGCUGAUGAUUCCUGGGUUGGGAUCCCUGGCCAGCGCUGGUCAGAUGUACCCUGGCUGCAGCCAGCUGGCCCCGGUGGGCCCAGGGAAGCAGGACGGGCUGUCCUCGUGCUGGCUGCACAGCUCCUCUGCCAGCGGCCUGCUGGGCACACACCCACCCAACAGCUUCUCCGCGGACGCGCCUCAGCCGGCUCACGGCAGCGGCUCCCUCCCGACCUUCCACGACCCUGUGAACUGGCCCGACGAGAAGGAUUCGGGCUUUUACCGGAAUUACAGCAGCACCAACGGGCUGGGAGUUGCGGCGGCGUCGAACGUCGACCUGCCGAGCGUUCCCGGCGGCGGCGCCGUGCACGCGGCUCAUCCCGGCGGCGCCGCCUCCGGCAUCGUCAGCAUGGACACCGACGACAUGAACUGCACCAGCAUCAACUUCGACAAGUUCAACGUGGUGCUGAACUCAGGCGCUCCCAGGCAGCAGCUGCAGCUGGGCCCGCCCGGGGCCGGCGCCGCGGGAUUCGCUUCCCAGCCCGGCUUGGCCGACCCCGUUUACGACUUCAUAGGCCCGGAGGUUCUGGGCGAGCCAAGACUCUCCACCGCCCACCAGGGCGGCCUGGCAGACGCCCAGUUCUACGACGGCGACGGCGAGCUCUACCAGUCCUUCCCCUUCGAUAACAUCCUACAAAGCUACAACCCCUGAGGGGCGGAGCUUCCCAAAGGUGCCGCCGCGUGGAGAGGAGUCGUUCACCCUUCUGGAGUCCCCGCUUUCUCCCUCAGAAUGUCGCUGUGCAAGUUUGACGAUGGAACUUAAGGUUAUUUAAGUUACCAUAAGAGUUAAGUUAUUUAAGCCCGUAGUGGUGCCCGUCAAGAAGGGGGAGGUGGGGGUAGGGUUUGGGGUCCUGUACCUUAAAAGUACCUUGUUAGGUGUAUUUUGGCGCUGUUGGUAAAGGGAAAUGGUAACACUUAAAGCUUCCUUGCCUUUGGGGACUGUAAAAGCUGGUGUCUUCAGAAGGGUUAAAAUUUCAAAUACUUCACAGGGUUAAAGUUCUUUCAAAGCAGCCAUUUUUUGCUAUAGGAAUUCAAUUUUUGAUAGGACAGAAAUUAGGAAAACAAACCUGCACAUGAGCACUCUAGUUCAGUCUCAUCUACAGAUAUUAAAGUUCAACUCAGCCUACUUGAAAGGUUUAGGUUUCACACCCCCUUUCUAUAAAUACUGUUCUUCUAAAACAAGUACAUGUAUUGAUUUUCCACACUCCAUUUGCUUUGAAGGCAAAUUGACUGGUGAAAUUUUUUUUUUAAUGACUAUGUCAUUGUUAGAUGUAUUUAAAAAGACCGGAAGGUUUGAAUUUUUAAAUAGUCCAGCUCUGUUGUAAAGGAAAUCACUGCACAGGAGAAGGAACAGCAAGUCUGCACUUCAUCCAGAGUGCACUUGUUUUACAAGCCAAGCCCUGUUGCUUUAGGGAUGAAGCUGUCAUUGCUCUGCAGUUGUUGUGUGUGAGUGUAGCUGUGAUGUGUGUGUGGCGUUUUGCACGGCGGGAAUCUCUUGAGCCCAAGUAUCUACUUGCUUUUUUUCCUCAGGUAUCCCAGCAGUUUCCUGCUAUGCAAGUGACUGCUCAAAGGAAGGCUCAGAUCCUGCCCCCCCAGCACCACCCCCUCCCAGGAGGGCAAAGCCAGGGGCAGCCCUUGGGCAGCCUCGUCUCUUAUUAAUGACCUUUAAAGCCAUUUCAGUCAGUACCAAUUAAAAACACUCCUCUCUCCUCUGGAUCAGGAACCAGAACUUCCUCCCUCCCACUUGAUUCCCAGUCUCCCCUCUUAGCCUGAGCCAGGAGCUGUUCCAUGACACCAGCUGGGGGUGACUGGCUGGGUAAGACACUCUGGGCCUUGGCUACUUUAUUAUACUGUUAUUUUUUAAAGAAGCAACACAGCAAGAAAUGUCUGAGUAUUUCUUAGGUGAUACAUCUGUUCUGUAGGGCAGAUAAGGCUUGAGGGUCUGAAUUGUUACCAUUUGGUGACAUAAAACCAGACCAUGAAAGCAGCAAUGAAAAAAGCACACUUGGAUAUAAAAAAACCCAAAACAAAACAAAAAAAUCAAAAAACCACCCCCAAAUCUAAAAAAAAGCCACUUGAGACAUAGAGUUGGAUACAAGGAAGGAGCUCCAGAACCCCUCUGUGGUUUAUGGGAUUCCCUCCCUGCAUUGCCUUGUGUUGGGAGCACUCCGGUGCUGCUGCUGGAAUCCACCCCCCCCAUUGCACAGGUGACAGUCACACUGUAGGAUGUGUGAAGUUUGGGAAACUGCUUCCCCAAACUCCAGGUGCACAAAGCCAUGAAUUGACUCUCCCUGUUUUAAAGCAGUUUUCCCUCACAGCUCCUCUGCAGUCUUGAGCAAUAGGAAGACCAAAGAAAUACACAGAAAGUUUGAAAUGUGUUGUUUAUUCAGUUCUUUUUUUUUUUUUUUGAAGUUCUCAGUUUUAAGUAUAUUAAAUGUAAACAUUUUACUCACUUCAUAGAAAGCUCUUUAUAGUACAAUUUGUUUUUACUGUAUAAUUAAAUAUUUUCAAAGUUCUGUUUUCCUUUGUAAA